CGAAAGGUAUCAUUACUGUACUACUUCAGCUGCUCUCGUAGCGUAGAUAUUUAAACUUUCUUAAGCGCGUUCUUUAUCUCCAAUAUCAGUCUCUUAUCUCGUCAGUCUUUUACGAUGAUUUAAUUCAAUACUUCGUGGCAAUGUACUACCGAUUAGUACCCAACGUUACUUAAAAUAAAUAAGUAAUUUAAAAAGUGAUUAACGCCGCCUGACGUGUUCGUAGUAUACGUGUAUUGGAAUAACUUAACCUAGAAUAUGAUAGUGCCGAAAACUAGGACAUAUUUUUUAAAUUAGUUAUGGUUGUUUCAGAGAUAUCCGAGGACUAUUUGGCUUUUUUGGAACAAUGCCGGCCGACCAUUCAAGAAAAUAUUGUCAGUGCAUUCAACAACGAAAUGGCACGCAAUCAUCGGAGAAGGAAUUUCAUAAAGACGGUUCAUCUUUUAGACUCUAUCUUGCUCUCUGUGGACAAUACAAAAAUAGAACUUAGCGACUUGAAGCUCCCCUGGCUGCCCGACUUUAAAGUAAUUAAUCUGACAGUUAAUCUAGUCAAUUUGUGUCUCGAUAUUCACUUCAAGCUGGGCGAUUUAAAUGUUAAUGGCAAUUACGAGGCGAACAAUGUGACACUUCAGAAGCAGCUGCCCGUGUCGCACAACGGGGACGUUAGUGUAAAUUUCUCUGACGUGUCUGUCAAAGGGAAGGUUGGUCUUCUCAUUCAAGGAGACUCGUUUGUUCCCAAGAACUAUGACAUAGACUACAGCUGGACUGAAUCAGAGGUAACGGUUAAAUAUUUUGUGGGCAAAGACACUCAAGUAGAGAGUAAAAUCACGGGACCAGUAGGUGAACUUGUAUUGGCGGAUAAAAUAUGGCUGCAACUGAAAGAGGUUUUAACAUCGAUACUGCAUGAUCAACUGGUGGGAGUCGUAGUCGAAUACUCUGUGACCGAAUCGUUGGCCGAUGAAGAUAAAACUUUACGGGACUACGCCAGAUACCAAGUGUCAAAAGCUAAUGGACUGUUCGACACGCUGUUGUGCUCGGCGAAAGAUUAUCUCGUCGAGAAAGAUUAUCGCCGGAUAGCGACGUCGCCGUUUCAAGUGAUUUAUCGGGGAAAGUUAACCAGUACCGAACAGGGGAUUUUCCAGUCGGGAGAUGGGUUUAUUACGGACCUUUCCACUUUAAGUCGAUUAUCCGAUUUAAGUUUGUUCGAAGACGAGCACCAGUUCCACGUUUACGGCACUUUGGGAUUAAGGGAUUUUAAGCAUGGAUAUGAACACUUUAGCACCAAAUUCGAGGACAACGAAUUGACAGGAACUAUCAAUACUCAAAUUUACUCAAACGAAAUUUUCAUCAAACUGUCCUUCGAGAAGAACGCAGAAAAUGUACCAAAGCCAAAAGUCGAGAAAAUUGAAGUUCGAUUAAUAAAGGAAGCGGAAGUUGACACUUCAGGAUUGGGCUCGCUCAGUUGGCUGAUACCAAAAACACACUCGUGGGUGGUUGGCCAUCUGCGUACCAACGUCAUGAGCAACUUACUGAAAUAUUUUGAGGAGGCUUUCAGUUACGCUAUUGAACAGGAAUUGAAGAAGUCUCAAAGUGGCGAACCGGAUAAUGAAAAAUCGAAAUUAUUUUGGACAUUCUUGUUUUCAAGCAAAUAAACAUAUUUUUUCAGUAUGUCAAAACCAAUUAUUUUUAAAUGUUAUCUCAUAUUAAUUACAAAAACUAAUUUCCUUUUUUUAUAGCUAUUAAAAUUUAUAUAUUCAUGUUUAUUAGUAACUACUAGAGAUGUGGAUUUAUUUGUAUACAUGGGUAAAAUUCACACAUAUUUGCUUGAUAAAUAUUGAACAUCAAAAUGUAGGCAUUAAUAUUUCAACUUUU
Molecule: messenger RNA, 1869 nt
Organism: Sitophilus oryzae (rice weevil)
Lineage: Eukaryota; Metazoa; Arthropoda; Insecta; Coleoptera; Curculionidae
Exons: 10
Coding region: 297-1649 (450 amino acids)
Source: RefSeq, a predicted model, not a curated record